CGCGAAGCUAGGCAAGAGUGUUGCCGUAAUGGAGGAACACUACGCAACCGAACAUGAGAAGCGUGAGCAGAAAGCAAGGAGGAAGUUAGAGAAGGAGGAAGCUCAACGACGUGAGGCAGAGAAAGCUGCACGCUUGGAGGAAGAGUGCAUCGCUGCGGAAAGGAAGACAUGGAAACAAACACAGAAGAAGAUGAUUGAUGAAGAGAGACGCGCGGAGUUACAGAAGGACCUACAGAUUCAGCUUGCUAUGCACGUCGGCGAUCUGGAGGAUCGUCUCGUUCAGCGGUUACAUCAAGUUGUAGCUGCGCCUACAAGACUCAUACGAGGCAAGAAGAAGGUGACUUACCAAUCGGAUGUCGACGAGUCUUCCUCCAGCCAGGGUGAUGGCAGCGAUACUAGCGUCACACAACAGCUCAGCGCUUGCGCCGAGCGAUUGGCUAUUUCGGAGAAGAGGAAACGGGGCCCCGAGCCUGUGUUCGAGGAUCCGAGCCCACCUAUGGAGCAACCUGCCAAGCGCACCCCUAAACGAGGCAUCUUGAAACCAGUUAAAUUGACUAGACGUCUGACUCGAUCGAAGUCAAAGAAGGGCGGAGGAGGACUUACGCCUACGUCAGCCUCCAAGAAAAUCGCCACUCCAUUGUCCAAGAAACGCACGCCGGCGAAGAGGAGGACGCCGACUCUGAUGCCGCAUUCGAAGGCUACACUGGAACGCUUGCGCUACCGGGACAAUGCCCUACGCGAGUUGAAGGAUCUCGACGCCACGGAACUACAACGGAUUUGCCGUAAGGAGGAUAUUCACUACGAUAAGAAGAUUGAAGCGAUAUUCGACAUAGCCGAUCACAGGACCGAGCGGGCCUUCGCCACUGCACUGGCCAGAGUCGAACGUAUCGCGAUCUCGGACGAUACGAAAGCUGAGCAGGAAGAUGCACCUGCGAACGAUGGGUGAAGACCGUUAUCAAUACCGCAGCUCUGUAAGGUUUGUCGUUUUCUUUCUCAUCUUCGAUGCGAGUCCACGAAAGUAGACAAGUGUGAUGAGAAACUGCUUCGUCUAGCCUUUUUCUUGCUAGUUGUUUAAAAGUAGAUCCGUUGGGCUAACAAAUUCCUUGAUUGCUG
Messenger RNA from Chara braunii, 1113 nucleotides. The record is from the annotation of a GenBank genome assembly. NCBI's taxonomy places the organism in Eukaryota, Viridiplantae, Streptophyta, Charophyceae, Charales, Characeae.